UAUUUAUUUUAUUUUGUUUAGUAAAACCAGCUGGUUUUGAGCGCGAGCGUCACGAGAAGCCGGCGCACGCGCCUUGUGGUGCCUCGGCGGAAGUGUGACUCUGGGGAGGGAGCUUCUGCUUUACUGAGCUCAGGAGUUCGCUUUGAGGCUAGCUAGGUAGAUAACGAUAGCAGCACCUCAGUCGCUGGAUCUCAUUUGACUGUGGACGAUUUUCUGUCAGAUUAAAUCACUUCUAAGCAGCCGGCAUGUCCGCAUAACGUGCCAAACGCCUGCUUUUAUUCUGCUUACGGUGGAGUUCAGCAGGACUGCGUUUGUUGCUUGAUGUUAGUUCCUAGAUUAGGAGAGUCCAGGUCGACCCAGGAAGGAAGUGUUUUCUCUACUGUACCUACCUUGAAACUAGCUUUUUGUGUGGUUUUGUUUAAUGUUGCAUUUUGAUUUAAAACUGUGUAGACGAGUUGGAGCUAACUUCUAGUGCCAAAGGCUUCACUCCCCCGGUGGUAAAGGAGCCAUGACUGUAUGGAUGUCUGAAGCAGGAGAAUGAGUGCAAGCUUUCAGUGGAGAGGAUGCCACCAUCUUUCACCGAAGACUGUCCUGCUUAACGUAUCGAUUAGCUGACCGGCAACUACUCAAGAGCGUAGCUGCUGCUUGCUCUCCACCUUAGUAACUAGUUUGGUGUAGCUCUUCUGUCCAUGGCUGCUUGUGAGCGGUGUCAACAUGCUGUCCCGGCACGGAGAUGUGGCACUGGCCGGUCCAGGAGGUGGAGGAGCAGGAAUGCCCGCGGUUUCUUUUACAACACAUCGGUGUCCUCCACUCCGACGCCAAGUCCCGAUGACCGGGGAUGCGCGUAUGGCGCGUUGAUGGGCUCCUUUGGGAUGUUCCUGCAAGGGGUCCUCGCUGUGAUGGCUUUCAGCACGCUGAUGUUGAAACGCUUCAGGGAGCCCAAACAUGAGAGGAGACCGUGGAAGAUCUGGUUUUUGGACACCUCAAAACAGGCAAUUGGGAUGCUCUUCAUCCACUUUGCUAAUGUCUACUUGUCGACCCUCAAAGGGGAGGAUCCCUGCUCAUUAUACCUCAUUAAUUUCUUGUUAGAUGCUUCUCUGGGCAUGUUGCUGAUCUAUGCAGGGGUGAGAGGUGUCAGCGCUAUUGUAGAAUGGAGGCAGUGGGACUCUCUGCGUUUUGGAGAAUACGGAGAGCCAGUGCAGUGCACAGCAUGGUUGGGCCAGUGUAUCCUCUAUAUUUUCAUCAUGAUGUUUGAGAAAGUCCUUAUGAUGUUGGUCCUCCUCAUCCCUCAGUGGAAGCAGCUGCCUCUCCUAAAGCCCAUACACAAUCCUAAACUGAAACUGGCCAUCGUUAUGCUCAUCGUUCCGUUCUUCAUCAAUGCCCUGAUGUUCUGGGUAGUAGAUAAUUUCCUUAUGAAGAAGCACAGGACAAAAGCAAAGCUAGAGGAGAGAGAAGAGGACUCACGGGGGAGCAGCAAGGUGCGCUACAGAAGAGCUCUUUCCCAUGAUGACUCGGAGUCAGAGAUCCUUUUCUCAGCUGAUGAUGAAAUGGACGAGUCCGAUGAAGACGAUAUCCGCCGACUCACUGGUGUGAAGAUGGUGAAAAAGAAGAAGCUUCGCAUGGGGAUCCCUGUCUGACCUGUGUGCCCAGCUUUACUGUUAGGAUCAAAGUUUCCUCUAGUAUCUCUUCACCUCUCAAAUCCACAUACAUGCCCCGUUCCCCUACAGGUCAGCCUUCAAUUGAUGACCUUCAAUUACAAAAUAAUGUACUGUAACUGGAUUACUGUUGACUCCUGAAGGACUGCUAUAAAAACUUUUUUUUUUUUUUUUGUCUGUGGUUAACCAGGUUUUUGGGAUUAUCGUUAUGAAUGUGGCACUCUGAGUAUGAGGGUUGUGUUUAAAAACACUGGGAAAAACAGCAAUGAGUAAACAAACUGUUAAAUCCAAUGGGAUACAUUACAUUACACUCGAUUCCAAACCACAUUGAACAAGUGUUACACUGGUUCACUACGGUUUCAAGUUGGACUUGAGUGUGUAUGAGUGUUACAGUCCAGGAUAAAAAUGAAUUGUCCCUAACAGAGCCAAAUAUCAUGUAGUGGGUUACAUUUAAUAUCCUCCCCAGUCCCUAAAAAAAACAAAAAAACAAAAAAAAAAAGUGUAUUCCUGAUGUAGAUUCCAGUAAACUUUGUCCUGUUGUCUUCAUAUGUAGAUGUGCCACCAUGGCCUGUGUUACACGUGUGUGUCUGUGAGGGUGUGUGCAGUUCCGCACCCCCUCGACUUUAAGAGGAGCAUUACGUCAGGUUUUGAUUCACUGUACUGACUCACACUUAACUACCGUAUUUGUUGUAUGUGAUGUCACUUUUGUCAGAGGGAGCACGUUAAUUGUUGCAAUCUUCCACUUCUCCUAACAAAAGCAUCUGAACUCUCUUUUGAACUGUUGAACCUGUAGGACUGCAAGCACCGCACUGCACCAUCCUUCUAAUGUCAGCUCAGCCAGUGUUUGCUUUCUGUAGGCAAAAGACUGCAACCUGUUUGUGACUGUUUCACUGAUGUACUCUGACUUUAUGUUUUGUUGUUUGAAUGUUUUUUGUCUCAUCUAAAGCUGUUUCUUUUUGUUUUUUUGUUUGUUUUUUUUUUACUAUUUUGACUUUCGGGCCAAAAAAAGGUGACUAUGCUCGUCCCAAAAGUGUUUUUUUUUUUCUUCUUAAAUAUGGGAACCAAUUCUUGCACAAUUUCCCAUUUUUCUCAGUUUUCUUGUUGUUGUUUUGUUUUUCCAGUAAUGUGCCUGAGUGAAAUUACCAGCAGGUGUUUGUGUUUAGUUUUGUUUUCUUUGACUGUUUUAUGCAGAGCUACACAUCUUCAGAGGGGUAUACUACGAAGGCAGACAGGAUUUCUUUGCAUUAGUUGGCUUGGCAGAACUUAAAACCCCAGCUGGAGAUAAUGGAUAUCAUAACAGUGGUUUUCAGCUUUCUCUGUUCAACCGGGCUUUCUGUUUCAGGCUCUGCACACGUGCACAUAAAAAGGGGUAUUUCACGGGUCAUGCGACUCUUCUGCCUCACAAAAUGAUCCCUGUUAGUGCCGCCUACUCCAGUCAGAAAUGUUUUCAGAUGAUGAUAAUAAUGAUGAUGAUGAUGAUAAAAGGGUGAUUAAAAAAACAUAAAACUAUAACUGUAAAAUAAGACAUGAGAUUAAUGCGGCAGAAAACUGUUAAUCUGGUGAUUUAGCGCACAGAGUAAUAAAAUAAACAUUUUAAUUCCAGUUCAUUAUUUUAUCGCUGAGUGCGCCCUCUGUGCUGCUGUUUAUUUCUAAAGUGGCGGCUGCACGUUAGAGCUCUGAAACUUUAAACAGGAUCCAUUUAAACAUUACAUGUUACUGUCCUACAGCCUGAUAACGGAGACGGGGAAAUCACUUUAGUUUGUCAGCAGAUCAAAAUGAAAUUAAUUUUAUUGAUGGAUAUUCCUGGUGUGUGUUCUCAGUUCUCGUAGCUGCAAAUCCAGCAGUGUAAAAGACACUUGGCAGCAAAUUAGAAUCAAGUAUAAGAACAUUUAUUCAUUUUCUGCAUCACCAAAUUAAUACAUUCACAUUCCAGUGACAAUGCAAUGACAGCUUGUACUUAAUUCAGUGGUUUUAGUAAGGUACGGCUUAACAGCUUGCACAUAUGAAAUACAUCCCUCAGCGGAGAAUCUGCACUGCACUUAAAACAUGCUGUAAAUAAAAAAAAAAUCAGUGAUAAUGUGGCACUUCUGGACGAUUUUUGAACCACAGCUCAAGUUCCCCCGGUGAUAUAGCCGCUUCUGUUGCAUCAAAAACUUCGACUUUAAGCUCGACAUAGCUUGCUAAGCAUUAAUCUCACUUCAUAGUACACCCCUCAGGCAUGAAGCAGCAUCCAGCAGGCUCUGAUGUUAAAAAUGUGACAUGCAUAGACCUCUAAACUGUAAAUAGUAAGUGUGGACCAGGCAGCUGAGAGAAAGGGCGCAUUUUUACGUGUGUGAUUUUGUGUGCACGUGCCAGUGUAUAAGAACUGGUGUGUGCUGAAUAUGUGUCUGACUGCUGGUCCUGUUUAAACUGGUGUAACUUAAACUACAAGGAUUACGGUGCUGCUGCUGAUUUCAUUCUGAUGUUUUUGGCAUGUCGGUAAGGAAGGAAUGACGUGCGUUGUAAAAGGGGGAAAGUACAGCACUGUGCAGGAGUCACAGUAACUAUCAGCUCCACUAGGAUAAAGAGGGCUUUUAGUAUUUUGCAGAGCUUAAUCUACUUGAUGAACAGCAUCUGAUGGAAAUAAACUAUCAUAUAAAUGCUUUUCAAAUAAACGGUGUGUU
Molecule: messenger RNA, 4318 nt
Organism: Archocentrus centrarchus (flier cichlid)
Lineage: Eukaryota; Metazoa; Chordata; Actinopteri; Cichliformes; Cichlidae
Gene: stimate
Product: STIM activating enhance
Exons: 8
Coding region: 690-1637 (315 amino acids)
Biological process (GO): activation of store-operated calcium channel activity
Cellular component (GO): cortical endoplasmic reticulum; membrane
Molecular function (GO): calcium channel regulator activity
Source: RefSeq, a predicted model, not a curated record